AUGGCCAUGGCAGGUCUCGAUAUCGCGGGUGUGGUCGGCACUUGGGUCGCUGCCGGCCUUGCCGUCAUCGCCUUGUUCGGUAUCGUCGGGCCCAUCCUGAUUUUGCGUGCGUCUAGAACAGAACGACAUAAAGCGAUAGUCGGCAUCGGAUCAAGAAAUCAUGGCUAUGUCUCCAAGGGGAUCCCAGUCUGGCCUGGCGUGCGCCUAGCGCAAAGAGUUCGCGCGCCACGGAUCGACAUGGCCCGGAAGUUCAAGGACAAGGAGUGGAUCGAAUUUGAUUCAAGACGGAUGAAACUCGACGAUAGCAAGGUCUCAGAGUCGCCUGCAUCUUGGGUGUCUUUUGGAGCAUUUCUAGAAGGUUACGCCGUUGAAUUUGAGGCGAACAGCGACAUUGCGGUCAGCAGCAGUUCGGCCUUUCUACCCGUUAGCAAAGCGUUCCUGAUGACUUUUGCCCUCGUAGGGCGUUUCUCUGACGAGCCAGAUAGAAGGCGCAAGAUCAAAGGAGAUGGGGCUAGGACGUGGGAUAGACGCAAUGCCAGGAAAUACCCACAGUAUGACUUCGAGGUUGGGGUACGACACGGUCAUCGACUAUUUACAGAGAUUCAUGGUCUGACUGGAACUUUGAGUUUCAAGAUGCCCGAUGAGGAUAGUCAUGAGCCUGUUGCUGGAGACAUUGUCAAAUCGUCAUGGUCGGUUGUCUUUGACGGGGAGUCCAUAUUGGAGCCGCUUCAGAUUCCUUCGAACCCAAUCAGUCUAGAGGACAUGACUAUGCUAUGUUUGGGCUUCUUACCCUUUUGUGGAGACAAUUAUAUCAAUUUUCUUGACCCUUUGGAAGAUGACUAUAGCAAGGGCGAGGAUCGUGAUAUAGACGACACCAAUCAGGUUGGAAAAGGAUACACGAGAUACACGAGAUUAAUUUCAAACACAAGGGUGAGGGACGUUGAUGGAAACUAUGAUGACCUUCACGGCUAUGUUCGGCCCAUGUAUAGGGAAAGAACGCCAAGACGCUUCAAGUCCAUCAUCGAUCCGAACGACCCACCUAUCACAGUUAUCGCAUAUCAGCUUUGGGACAUCAUCCUGGUUGAAGCCAAAAUCUUAGCACAUUUGCCCCGGCAAGAAAAUGCUAAAUACUUCGCACUUCUUGAAAUGGGACUCGAUGGGAAGACUCAAUCCGAGCUACGAAAGUUAUCUGACCAUACCUUUGUGCCAGCCGCCGCACCCUGGGUUCGACUGGAUGUACCAUCUUAUGCACAAAGCGACUCCAGUACCGAAUACUACAUCAGACGUGUAGACGCUCAGCGAAUCGCUCUGAGUUUGCUCAAUAUACCUUGGCACCCCGAGGGAUAUCUUUUACCUGGCGUCGCGAAGAAACACAGUCGAGCCAAAGUUAUGCAACGGUUAGGUUCAAUCUCUGGAAGAACACGUCCAUUUCUCAUUCGCCUCCGGCAAGGAAUCUCAGCAUUGAAUCUUAGUUCCAAAGAUGAGCAGAGCUUCCUAAAGUCCUCCGAACUGGUUGUCAAAAGAGCUGCCUCGUCGCCUACGAGAAGGUCCUUGCUGGAGCCACUCUUCCUUUUUGACGAAAUUGUCAAAGACUUGCAGCAUGAACGCGUCGAGGUCCAACAAAUGGUCGGUAUCCUGAUGUUGACCAACGAGGAGUUUGCGGAUCUGGUGUACCAAUCUGCCCGACACAUGACAGUCUCGUCCAAGGUGCCGAUCGAGUUUGACUUCCGUGCUGGAACUUUGACGAUCCCAAGCACGUUCGGCACCGUACAGACCUUUGAGUUAGAUGUGGAGAAUCUACAGAGGCAGCAGCAACUCCAGCUGGGAGCUCAGGGCAAAAUUUCUGUUGAGCAUUCGGACAUCCUCAAAGCCGCUUUGCGGGCCUAUCUGAGAAGUCUGAUGCUUGCAAGUUGUUAUGAUGCAGAACCAUUGACCGAUUGCUUCGAUAGUAUCACGGGGGAUAUUUUAUACAUGGCAUGA
Molecule: messenger RNA, 1980 nt
Organism: Alternaria postmessia
Lineage: Eukaryota; Fungi; Ascomycota; Dothideomycetes; Pleosporales; Pleosporaceae
Exons: 1
Coding region: 1-1980 (659 amino acids)
Source: RefSeq, a predicted model, not a curated record